Microbotryum saponariae is the source of this 4275-nucleotide messenger RNA. The record is from the annotation of a GenBank genome assembly. NCBI's taxonomy places the organism in Eukaryota, Fungi, Basidiomycota, Microbotryomycetes, Microbotryales, Microbotryaceae.
AUGCCUUCCUUCUUUCAGACACUGCUACGCAAGCCAUCGCAGUCGUAUCAAGCCGCAGGCCCGAGUGCGUAUGACCAGGCACCACCGCUCCCGACCGCGCGAGGAGGAGCAGGAUCGUCGUCGCGCGCUCCUUCGCUCCGACAAGGCGCGGGGGGCUCAAGCCGUUCGUCCUACUCGCACGCCUCGUCCGUCAAUGGGGACGACGCGCACACGGGCGCACAAGGGCAGCAGUGGAGCUGGGACAUGUACGGAUCGCGCAAGGGCUCGGCUGGGGUGGGCUCAAAUCUGCACCCGAGUGACGCUGGGUCUCAGCUCGGCGUGAAACGAUCCGUCUCUCGCGCCGUGGCGCGCCGUGUAGGGGCCACAGCGAGCGACGCAGGCUCCAUUCGUGCCGAUAGUGUGUAUUCGAACUACGAGGACGAUGGGAGGAGCUUGCGCAGCGCCAAGAGCCACUCUUCGUUGCGGAGCGCGGCCUCGGUCUCGUCGGCGUGGACACGCGAUCAGCUCAAUGGCUCGCUGGCACUCAAUGUACCGGGCGUCACGAAACGCACGAGCCGGAGGUACACCGAUGUUGCCAAUACUCCAUCGCUGAGACGCCACGAGGCCAGCGACACAGCUUCGAUUGCUUCCUCGACGGCCUCGGACUAUUACCGCAACGGGUUGGCACCUUCGCGAUCCCGAUCGAUGUCUGGCCCCGAUCCUUCGACCUUGAAAACCUCGCGCAAGUAUUCAAGCGCAUCGGGAACGACAACGAUCACAACGAGUGGCUAUCAGGUUGUGACGACGACCGAAUACACGACUAAGAAACCUUCCUCGCAAAGGAACAAGAAAACAACUUCGACGCCCUCGUCAUCGUACGACCCUUCCCUGACCGGUACCGAUCGCACCCCUUCGCUUUAUUCGACGACUUCUUCCACCGGCUCGAGUCGUGGAGCCCUCACCCCAGUGUAUCCUACCAGUUCGCCCAUGCUGGGCUCGCCUGACCUCCUCCUCCCGCCGCCCUCCAUGAGCAAAGAUGCGCUGAAGAAGGAGAAGCGCAAGAAGCGCACCCAGGGCAACACGCUCAUCGAGGAGGCCGUCAAGCGAGCCGGGUUGCCCUUGGACAGCGUCGUCGAGCUGGAGGAGGAACCGACGACGGCCGAGGCUGUCAAGCAAAAGGCCACUGCGGCGGCGGCGAAGGAAACGACGGCACUCAUCAAGGUGCUCGAGGAACAGCAGAUCGAGCACGGGCGUAAAGUGGAAACCGAGGCAAAGCCGUCAAAGGACGGCACGUCGUUGGCCACAUUCGAUGAAACUGCUUCCGAUGUAAGUGUAACACCGUGGCUUUCUCGGUCUGGGCGACUUUAGCUGACGACAAGGCUGCGGGUGCUGCAUCGACAGGACUCGAGGACGCCUUCGCUUUCGACAACGACCACAGCUGCCAGUUCGGAACCUCUGACACCGGAAACCGAAACGGUGUCGACCUACGCCGAUGAUAUCCCCCCCUCGGCCAAGAAAAAGAAAGCCGGGCCGGGUGACAUACCGCGCAUCGUCACCGACUGUUCCUUGGCCGACGACUCUGACGCGCAUGAGAUUGCCCUCAACGAGGCUACACCCACGACGCCGACCACACCCGUCGAAGUUCCCCGCAUCCAGCUGACUCGCACCGCAUCGGACCAGCUUGCGGACAGAGUGCAAGGCGACAUUGACCUUUCGGGAUAUGAUUCGCAAUCCCCGCGAAAGACCGAGGGUGAAGUCUCGCGCCGGUCUUCGACGGCAAGUCGCAAGUCGUCGUCCGAGUCCGUGUCCAGGCCGGUGACGAGUGACCCCUCGGUCGGGUCCGACAGUCCCCGUUCAAAACGAUCCACUCGAUCCGCAUCCAUUGAUUCGAUCGAGGACCCGAAGGCGUCGACGACAACGACGACGACGGCUGCCCAAGACCAACCGCAAUGGAUGAAGCGCAUCAAGGCGCUCGGCGAACCCAUCACCCCGCUCGUCGAGUCCCCCAAGCUCAAGGGCAAGACGCCGGAACCGCACUGGACGGUCAAGCACCACUAUGAGCAGCAGCAACAGAGUCGAGCGACCACGAGCCAGGACAUGCGUCGACCAGCGAGUGCGGGGAACCUUCGACGGCCAAAGUCAAUCAUGGAACCAAUGCCCGAGGAGCGCGAGGACGAGAAACCCAUGCCCGCCCUUCCGGCCUCUUCUCUUGCCCUUGCAGCUUUACCGAUAUCAGCAUCAAGGCACGCACACUCGCCCAGCUCGCCCAGCUUGCCUUCCCGAGGAGCUUUCCCCACCGGGGUCAAGGAGCGGAGCGCCGGCAAGCCGAGAAACCCCAAGCCACGAACAGCCGCCGUGGCGCCAACACCAGGUCCGCCCGCGAUUCUGCCCCACCACGUGCUAGCUCCGAGACCCGACAGCCUAUUUUUACCGAGCCCGAUCUACUAUGAUGCUUCUGCGCGUCAGCCACCUCGUCCUACCUCUAUGCACGAGGUUGCCGCGUCGACUGCCCCGACGCUGGAGUCGUCAGCUUCUAGGUCGCGCUCGACUUCGCCCCCGGAGGCUGAGUCUGCCUCUCGCGCCGAGCGCACGAGUCUCGGUCGAACGGUGUCACUGUCGCAAUCGGCCCCUGCUAGUGAUUCCGACGCGUCCAGAUUCGAAACCGCCCCUAGGCGUAUAAUGUCGUUGACAAGGCGCAACUCAGACAACAGCGCGCAGAUGGAAUUCACACCCCUUCCUUUCCCGUUCCUGCUGGAGUUGUCGUCGGAAAGCUCGCGAGACGUGCCCCAGGCCGUCUCGAGCUAUUCGGACGCUGGCUCCGAUGACGAAGGCGAUGCUCGAUCCAUCUCUGGCGUCUCCGCCAUGAGCAUGCCAGUCGCCGGCGCACACUCGCGCCCUCCCAAGAAUCCUCGCCACGAGAUCAUCGCGGCGCGAAAUCGCGAGUCGCUCGUCGCGGACCCUAUUGACUUUACGGCAACUCAACAGACAACCUCGCUCAUGACCGCCGUCUCGGUUUCGGCCAUUGCGGCCUUAGGUGCGCAGCCCAAGACCUUUGCAUCGGGCGGCAGCGGGUGGUCACUGUUCAAAAAGGCGGCACCUCCCCUCGCUUCGACCGCUUCCCCGAAAAAGUUCGACCCGCUGCGCGAUCUAACCGUCUCGUCCAUGCAACCGCUCCCCAAGAAGGUCAAGUCCGACGAAGUUCUCGUCGAAGUCUUUGCCGUCCCGAUCGAGCGCGUCGACGUGGACCGCGCCAAGAAAGCGGCGAGUCAACAGGAGGGCUUCGGCUGGAUCCCGGGGCGUGGCUUUUACGGCAAGGUCGUUGACACCGGCUUGGAGGUCAACAAGGUCAAGCAAGGCGAACUUGUGUGGGGCGUGCAACCCCUCAAGAAGGUGAGAUUGCAAUGUUUGCUGUUACCGUUGCUCAACGCCGUCACUCACUGCGCCUCUGGCCUUUGUUUGACAGUCUGGCGCGUUGGCCGACUUGAUCACGAUUCACAAGAGUCUCGUGACACCGGCUCCGUCGUGCGAUCUGACCGUCGAGCAAAUCGCAACCCUCCCGAUAGCGGGUGCAGCGUCGCUCCAGGUGAUGGAGGUGCUUUGCUCCACUGUUCCAGCUGGCGCCAAGAUCCUCGUCCUCGGCGCUCACAUCGGGGUUGGUAAUCUCUGCCUCCAACUUGCCCGACACCUUCGUCCCGCCCGCGACCUGUACUUGGUCGCACAAUGCCCGCCCGAACGACGCGAGGACCAGGUGUUUUGUCGAGAAAGCGGAGCCUCGGAUGUGCUCCUCGACGAUCCCCUUGCGGCGAUCAAUCGCUUGCACGAGAACGAGUUUGAUGUUGUUAUUGAUACGAUCGGUGGGAGCAAAAGUGAGUCUUCUGAAGGAUAGCACUGGCCGAUUCAAGUCGCUGAUCAUAUCUGAGCGACUUUUACUUCCUCUUCACAGUCUACGAAGCGGCUCGUCGCGUGCUUCUCAACUCGGGCUCGUUUGUGACGACCGUCGGUGAAUCAUCCGCUGUCGCACCCACUUCGUCGACGCAGUUUAAAGAAUCGGUCCGCUCGUUCCGUCGCAACAUCUUCAAGAAGAACAAGAAACACAUCAACUAUUGGUUUGCCUCGCUCGAGCUCGACGAGCGCGAUUCAACGCGUGAUGUGCUCGAUCGACUGAGGCCCAUCGUGGAGGCCAACUCUCUCAUGCCUCGUCUGGGUAGACUUUACUUGAUGAAGGAAGCUUGCUCGGCCUUCAGUGGCAAGGCCGCAGCCGAGGGCGGAAGUGUUGUUCGCGUCAAGGUGGUCUAA